UCUCCGUACGUUGCGUUAAGCAUAUACCAGAAAAUCCACAUUCCAAAACAACCUUUUUUUUUUUUCCUGUUGGAUUGACAAAGUAGAAGGUUCCUUAUCCGGUCAGGGAAAAAAUGGCAGUGAAUCCUCAAUUAUUUCCUAAUGGAAUGCCUGUUCCUUUCACUAAUGAAUUGUUUGUUCUUUCUAGAGAUGGUGUUGAGUUUGAGAUUGACAAGAUUCCUGGUGUAGGAAAAACAAGAACAAAAGGAACGGUCUACUUGUCAAAUAUUCGGAUUGUCUUUGUCGCAAAGAUGCCUGAAGAUUUCAUUGCUUUUGACAUGCCCUUGCUCUUCAUUUCUGAUGAAAAAUUUAAGCAACCAGUAUUCCAUUGCAACAACAUUUCUGGACAUGUAGAUCCGGUUGUUCCAGAUAAUGAAAAUAGGGCCUUGUACUCCACGCAUUCAUUCAAGAUUUUGUUCAAGGACGGUGGUUGUGGGACUUUCGUGCCAUUAUUUUUCAAUUUAAUUGCCUCUGUGAGACGAGCUCAGCAACAGUCUGGAGCAGAACCACGGGCGGAUCCUCUCCAAGCUGCACAAACUCCAGUUGAUGAUAUGAUCAGACAUGCAUAUGUCGACCCCAACGAUCCAACAAAAAUCUACUUGCAGCAGCCUACUCCAGAGUCGCAACUCAGGCGUCGUUCAUACCAAUCACAGCCUGCUUAAAGCUUGAUAUACAUCUUGGUUAAUGUUAACCUGAAUUCUGCAUUUUCUGAUAUACUUUUUCUUUGGUCGAUUGCUUCGAUUUUAUAUAAACAACAAAGAAGAUAAGCUUGGAUGAUAUGUAUAUGAAGUAUAUGCAGUUGGUAUAUAUUUUCUUGAAAGUAAUAUAUGCAGUUGAUGUAUAUUUCCUUCAAA
Molecule: messenger RNA, 893 nt
Organism: Lycium ferocissimum
Lineage: Eukaryota; Viridiplantae; Streptophyta; Magnoliopsida; Solanales; Solanaceae
Exons: 5
Coding region: 114-701 (195 amino acids)
Biological process (GO): positive regulation of DNA-templated transcription
Cellular component (GO): nucleus
Molecular function (GO): transcription coactivator activity; chromatin DNA binding
Source: RefSeq, a predicted model, not a curated record